UCUUGUGCUUGCUGGAUAUGAUUGUAAAUUCAUUUGCUCAUAUGAUAUCAACUAAGCCUGUUGAUCGAUAUACAAGACCAGAAUUUACAGAGAAUGGGCCGUUGGCAAUUGAUUCUAAACAGGCUAUUAAUCAUAUUAAGAGGAAGUAUGAGUUGGAGAAUAUGGAAAUUGUGAACAAGGAAAAAGAAAAGGCUGACAAAGCCAUUGCAGAAAUUGAGGCAAAGUGUGGCCAAAAAAUUGAAGAAUGCAAAGAAGAACAAAGGCAGCAGUUGAUGCGCAUUGAAGAUGAACACACGUUGCUCGUAAGCAUAGAAAAAGUCUUGAAUUUGAAAUUAUUGGCUGCUUAGAAAUAUUCUAUCAUUGCAUUCUAUUACAUGGGAUCAUAAGUGUUCUGAUUUGUCUUUAGUUAUAUUUUUAAUUACUUAAUGUUCUAAUUAAUUGAAAAAACCAUUUUUUUAAAUAAAGUUACUUUCUGAUUAGUAUUUGUUAGAGAUGCAAUAUAAAGUCAUUCAUGUAUCGUUACCUAGCAGCUUGAGCUUUUUGGAUAGUUUGUUAAUGACAUGGUACGAAAUUCUCUAUGACU
Messenger RNA from Glycine soja, 583 nucleotides. Its product is annotated as synaptonemal complex protein ZEP1-like. The transcript is spliced from 3 exons. The record is from RefSeq and is a predicted model, not a curated record. Bases 18 to 347 code for a protein of 109 amino acids. NCBI's taxonomy places the organism in Eukaryota, Viridiplantae, Streptophyta, Magnoliopsida, Fabales, Fabaceae.